AUGCGAACGAAAUUUAUCGCUGCGGUUUUAGUCGUUUGCCAAAUUCGAGUGUCGCUCUCUGUUGUCGCCACAGGACCAAAAGUUGACAAGAUUUCACCGUCAUUUGGUAGCGUCAGAGGUGCAACUAAAAUCAGAAUAGAAGGGUCAGGAUUCAGCCGGAAUCCUUUCAAUUUUGGUCGUGGAAAUGAACACCGUGGCAACAAGGUAUUUUUGGUAUCAAAGACGUCAUCGAUCAGAUGUGAUGUAAAUACGUAUUAUUCAACUGAUACUCGUAUCGUCUGCGAUACAAGGAGAGCAUCCCCAGGAAGCUAUACAAUCCGUGUGGCGGUCGACGGAAAAUUCAUAGAAGAUAUUGGGGGACAAUAUUGUGACGAUAUGGACGAUUGCAUUUUCACGUAUUCCGUAGCGGACUGGUCGCCGAAGAUUUUGUCAAUAACACCAUCGAGUAUGGUGCCAGGAACUAUUCUGGAUGUCAGAGGUCAAAUCUUUACUGACAAAUAUUUUCAAAAUGACGCAGAAAAGGACGAGGAUGCUCCAAGCAUUUUAAGAAUCUAUAAUACAGGCCAAGAAUGCAGCUUGUUAUACACAGAUGAAAAUGGGAAAAAACAACUAUAUGGUAUCACACUUGAUAGUGAUAGUACUUGGGGUAAUUUCCAGUGUCGUCCAGGAGGCACAUUUAUUGGCUCACAGAAUGUAUCUAUGAUUGUUUCUGGUUAUGGACGUUCCUUGGCUUUACCUCAGUUGUUGAAAGUCAGUGCACAAAAUAAGCUGUACAUGUUUCAGACUCAUGCAGAAAUCAUCUCUGUUAAUCCAAGUACUGGCAGCACUGAAGGUGGAACUCAUUUGACAAUUACUGGAAAACAUUUUGAUACUGAUUCUACAGUUUUAGUAGGAGGAGUUCCUUGUAUCAUUGAUGACAUCACCACAACUAGCAUCACAUGUGUGACUGGAGCCCAGGCUGCAGCACAGUCACCAUAUCCUGGAAAUAGAGGACUACUCCGGGAGGUAUGGACUGGCACCACUGUCAACAUUAUUAGUGAGAUUGCAACCCUGGAUGAAUCGUCACCUGGAUACUUUGAUGAGAUUGUUGUUGAUGGAUCCAGUGAGUCUGGUUCUGAUGCCGGUGACAAUUAUGUCUCCAGAUUGAGUGGAUAUUUUGUGGCUCCUUAUGACAGUGACUUUACAUUCUUCAUCGUAGCCGAUGAGGAGGCUCAACUCUACUUCAGUGAGACUGAGAAUAGGAGUGAUAAGCAACUGAUUGCCUCCUGUUCCUCACCUACAUCAGAUUGGUUUAGUUUUGAUGAACAGAAAUCUGAAUUAUUCUCCCUUACUGGUGGCACUAAGUAUUAUAUUGAAGCAUUGCAUAGGGAAUACUCUGGUGAAGGCUCUGUGAAGAUAGGGGUCUUGGUUGAUGAUACUCCAUUUGUACAUAGCCAGAUUGAAUCUGCUGUGAAUGAAUUUCAGAAAAUACAAAUAACAUCUGUGACAAAACCAGAGAUACAGAGUGUCACACUCUUCACGGAAGAUGUGUUUCAAUUUGUGUAUGACGGGAUUAAUUCAGAUCCUCUGUCAAUAUUAUCUGAGGCUGCCGAGAUGCAAAGUGCCCUACUCAAAAUGUUCAGUGUACAAUGUCUAGAAACCCAGAGAGCUCCAACUUGGUUCCUAGAUGAUUUUGAAAAUGAUGUUGGCCUACAUGAAACUGGUGAGAGAGUUCAAGACGAAGAACCAUUUUGUGGACAGACCUCUUUGAAGAAUCCAACCGAUGUAUAUGUAGCUCCUGAUGAAGAUGGAUUUCCUGUUUCAGUGUAUAACACUUUCUGUUUUGCUUACAGAGGGGCUAUCAACCCACACUUCAAACUAAAGUUGACAUGGACCGAUAGGUAUUCAAAACGUAAAAAGCGUGAUGGAUGGUAUUAUUUUGGCGAUGAUUUUGUUGUGCCUUCUGAUGCAGAUCAGUGGUUUCAUACUUGUGUUGAUUUAGAAGAUAUAUUGCAAGCCGGUUCUAAACUCCCAAGGGAAGUCGCCUUUUAUAUUUUGUCUAUAACUUUAAAAGGAGAAUACGAAGAAGAUUUCUAUGUUGACAACAUAUUCAUUGGUUCUGGUCGUGUAAGCUACCUUAUCACAUCACCUGCUGCAAAACCGAAUGGAAUAUUUGUCUCAAAUGUUAACGUCGAAAAAAUCAACAAUGCUUUUGACAUUGUUAUGUUCCCAGAAAAAUGUGGAUUUGAUUUUCCAUUAUUUGGGAUAAGAGAUGUUGGUAUUAUCUCUGGGAGUAGAGAUGCUGAUAGUGACUAUGUUGAGUACUGUACCAGUGCUGCUUGCGGUGAUGGUGCUGAUAUUGUCAUUAAUAGGGAGCAGUCUGCAACACCGCCAGUUGGUGGUACAUUCCAGAUUGAACUUGAUGGCAAAAGAGCAGUAGUCCCAGCUGAUGCUACAGAAAGUGAUAUGCAAGAAAUAUUUGACAACAGUUUUGACAUUGGUGUGUCUGUGGUAAGAACUGAUACAUGUGCUGGCUACACUUGGACUAUAGAAUUCGUCAAGGCUGGUGGAAAUCAUCCUCCUAUGAGUGUUGACAACAGUGGUUUAACUGGCUUGGAUGUAGAAACUGUGACAGAAACAUUGAGUGAUGGUGGAUUAUACCUGUUUCCAAUUCCUGGUGAUUAUCUGAGAACUCGAGAUGAGACUCCUCAAGUAACUGUCAGUGUCAACCAGAUUCCUUCUACUUGUACUGGAGAUUGUAGUUUUGAAUUCUUGGCUGACCUUGCACCGCAAGUGACCGGUAUAUCUCCAGUUUCAGGUUCAGCCUCAUCAUCAACUGAAGUGACUGUCCUAGGAGUUGGAUUCAGUGGAACCACAGAUGACAAUAAAGUCACCAUUGGUGGUGUGAACUGUGUUGUUACAAAUGCUUUAGACACAAUGAUAAUGUGCCUGAUUGGUGAAGCUCCUGGCGGUACUCAAGAUGUAGUAGUGUAUGUUGCACCAGAUGGUUUAGCCACACACCCUAGUGGCACUGUGCAAUUCCAGUAUGAAGUGGGAAUUACUGAUGUCAAUCCAUCUAGUGGCAAUACUGGGGGAGGCUUGGAGAUUACAAUUACAGGUUAUGGAUAUUCAAAUAAUGUUGAUGAUUUAAUAGUACUCAUUGGUGGCGCACUCUGUGAUGUGACAUCAUCAAGUCAAAAUACCAUAAUAUGUAUAUUACCAGCUGGGGUUGCAGGCAGUGUGGAUGUGAGUGUCAGUAUUAGUGAUGUAUCAGCUACCAGUGUGAAUGGUUUUCAAUACGAUGCCAGUCCCACUCCAUCUAUCACACAGUUGAGUGUCACCCAGAGUAAUGUUGCAGGUGGUGCAACAUUGGUUGUGAGUGGUACAGGAUUUGGUACAGAUGAGGCAAGUAGUGAUGCUCUGAAGAUUGGUGAUGUUCCAUGUCAGCUAAUAUCCUAUUCUGAUAACACAAUAGAGUGCAUAUUACCAGCCCAAUCACCUGGUGUAUAUGAUGUCAGACUUUAUGUUGAUAAUGUAGGAUAUGCAGAUUCUAGUGGUCCAGUUGACAGUGACGGGGAACUUUUCAUGAAAGGAGUUGUUAUUGUCUCUGAUCCAGUAGCUACUGCUAAACCGCUAAGUCUAACUGUCAGUGGAUUUGAAGCUUUGCACGAGACCAACUCUGUCACUUCAUCAUCAUCAUCUGUCUGGCUGCUGAUCCAUCCUGUGCUACUCCCCAGCCCAGUUGGUGUUGACAGCAGCAUAUUCUACUUUGUAUAUACUGGAUGCUAUACUCCAAUCAUUGACUCUGUGAAUCCUACUAGUGGUACCAGUGGUACACAAAUAACCAUUACUGGAGAAGGAUUUGCAACCACGCAAUGUGCUAACCAAGUCACUAUAGAUGGUCAUCCAUGUAACGUACAGUCCUGUACUGAGACCAUAAUUGUAUGUGAUAUAGAUACUGAAGAUGCAUUAACUGUUGGAGUUAAACAUCCCAUCACUGUACAAGUGGAGAACCAUGGUUUUGCUUUGAACCGUGGAUCAGCCACAUUUGAACUGAUUCCACACAUUGAUAGUGUUACUCCAGAUAGUGGAUCCAUAGCUGGGGGUGCCAGAGUUACUAUCCAGGGUAGUGGGUUCUCCAGUGAUGCAGCAGUUGUAGGAAUACCAUGUGAAGUUGAGUCUGUCGCAUACAAUGAAAUCGUUUGCAUCACUUCACCAAAUUUAGGAGGAGUGUUUAAUGUUUCCAUAAUAAUUGGCUCGACUACAAGUGAAUGUCUUGGCUUGUGUUUGUAUGAGUUCUCAAAUGCCACGACUCCUGUUGUGAGUACCAUCAACCCAACUGACAUCUUUGGAGCAAGUACAAGCUUGACAAUCACUGGAAUGGGAUUUGGUAAUGGAGUUGUGACUGUGACAGUUGGUGAGCAUGAUUGUUCAGUGCAGUCACUAACAGACAUUGAAAUAUCCUGUGAUAUUGGUUAUGUUCCAGUUGGUGAGCAUCAAGUUGAAGUCAACAGAGCUGAUCAAGGUAGUUCUGUAUUAGAAUUAGGGACUGAAACAAUAACAAGCAUUCCAGUCAUAGAUUCCAUUUCACCAUCAUCAGGAAGUAUUAAUGGAGGAUCACUAGUCACUGUAACCGGAAGUGGAUUCCAUGUAGAUGACACUUUGGUUGAUAUCGAUGGAACAGAAUGCAGUAUCCAGUCAAUAAUCAUCUCAGAAAUUGUGUGUAUCACUUCAGCCCAUGCUGAUGGUAGUGUUGAUCUCACAGUCACAUCUGGUGGAAUUGAAUACUCACCUGAAGUGUAUACUUUCUCUGCUGCCCAGACCCCUGAAGUAACAGGACUGUCUCCAUCUAAUGGUGGUAGUGGGACAACUAUUACAAUCACUGGUACUGGAUUCAGUUCCACAUCAUCUGAUGUUUCAGUAACAUUUGAUGAUGUUACAUUUGCUGGAAAAGGUCAUGCCACAUCUAAUUCUCACACAUUUGAGUACAACUUGAUGAUUGCAUCUACUUCUCCUGCUACCUGUAGCUUUGGUGGUGCUUGUACCCUUGUAGUCACUGGUGAUGGUUUUGAUGAUGAAUACACUGUGGUAACCAUUGAUGGCAAUAAUUGCCCUAUUAGUAGUGUUACAGCUACAAACUUACAGUGUGAAAUACCUGCCAACAACAAUCUUGCACUUGGUACAUAUACCUGUGAUAUACAAGUGUCCAUUUCAACAAGUACAGCUGUAGCCAUUGAAUCUAAUGCACUGACCUAUGAUAGCUCUAUCACACCCAUUAUAACGUCAGUCAGUCCAAGGAGAGGUGGUACAGGUGGUGGAACUCCUAUUACAAUUACUGGAUCUGGAUUUCGUGAUGGUGAGAACACCGUUACCAUAGAUGGAAGUUUGUGUGUGAUAUCAUCAGAAAGCACCUCUGAGAUCAUCUGUGAAACUGAACCCAAUUCUAGAAGUAUUGAAACUAAAGUAAGAGUUCUGGUAAAUGGUGACGGGAUAGCAACACAGGAUGAUGCUGAUUUUGAAUAUGUUGAUUUGUGGUCCAGUACAUGGACUUGGGGAGGAAAUCCCUUGCCUAUUGAGGGUGACUUUGUUGUCAUUCAACAGGGACAGCGCAUAGUGUUAGAUAUUGACACCCCUGUCUUAAAGAUGAUACUAAUUCAAGGUGGUGCUUUAAUCUUUGAUGAAGCUGAUUUAGAACUGAAAGCUGAAAAUAUCUUAAUUACUGAUGGUGGUCUUCUACAAGUUGGAACUGAAGAGGAACCAUUCCAGCAUAAAGCAAUAAUUACCAUGUAUGGUAAUGUUCGAUCGGUUGAGAUGCCGAUUUAUGGGGCUAAAACUCUGGCUGUUAGGAAUGGAACACUGGAUCUUCAUGGCAUUCCCAUUCCCGUGACUUGGACUUACUUGGCUGAAACAGCUCCAGCUGGAGCAACUCAGAUAACAUUGAUGCAAGAGGUUACUUGGCAGGUUGGUGAUGAAAUCGUUAUUGCUACUACAAGUCGCAUGGAUAGCGUGUUUGAAAAUGAACAGCUGACCAUUACAGCUGUAUCCAAUAAUGGUCUGACUAUAGAAUUCCAGCCUGCAUUAGAAUAUGAGCACAUCUCAAUGGAAGAGACAAUAGAUGGUGUAGUUUUAACAACUAGAGCAGAAGUAGGUUUACUAACACGCAAUGUACUUGUUAGAGGAUCUGUGCACAGUCAAUGGAAUGAUGUUAUUGAAGCUUGUCCUGAAGAGUUUGAUACAGAUCAGUUUGCCACUCAGACAUGUAUCCAAGGUAGAUUUGGUGAAGAGACUGGCAGUGACAGUUUUGGCAUUCAAAUUAAACUUGGUGCUAAGGAGCAGGAUGCAAACUUGGUUACUGGAAGAAUUGAAUACAUUGAAGUAACACAUGCUGGUCAGGCUUUUCGCCUUGGUCGUUACCCGAUUCAUUUCCACAUGAGCGGUGAUGUGUCUGGUUCCUAUGUCCGUGGAUGUGGUAUUCAUCACACAUUCAAUCGUGCUGUGACCAUACAUGGUGUACGUAAUCUGUUAGUUGAACACAACGUAGCAUUUGAUAUUAUGGGUCAUGCUUAUUUCAUGGAGGAUGGCAUAGAAACUAACAAUAUUAUACAAUAUAACUUGGGUAUCUUUGUAAGGGCAACUUCUAGUUUACUCAAUGGUGACAUAACACCGGCUGUUUUCUGGGUUAGCAAUCCGGAUAAUAUUGUUCGACACAACGCUGCAGCUGGGAGUACACAUUUUGGUUUUUGGUAUAAAAUGCUUGCACAUCCUGAUGGCCCAUCUUUUACUUCCACAAUAUGCCCAAGGAACAUCCCAGUAAAAGAGUUCAAGAACAAUACAGCGCAUUCCCUAGGGUGGUAUGGACUAUGGGUUUUCCCAGAAUACACACCGAUGGAAGGCGGUACAUGCAGUUCAAAAACACCAACACUUAGUCAUUUUUACGACCUGACUUCAUGGAACAAUGAACAAGGAGCCGAAGUUGUUCACUCUGGUCCUGUGCAGCUGCAUGAAUUUGUGGUAUUCAACAAUGACAAGGCUGGAAUUGUAAUGGGUGAAGUGAGCGGUGGUUAUGUUGAUGGUCCUAUGGUGAAAGAUUCAGUUGUCAUUGGUCAUAGCAGCAUUAUCAAUGCAUCAGCAUCAUGUACUAUUGCAGGGAUAAAAACACCCAAGUCAGCUUUUUUGACUGUCGAUGGCGUUAAAUUUAUCAAUUUUGAUGAGGACCGUUGUGCAGCUCUGAGAGCCUGUGCACAUUGCAAAACCCGACAAGGAGGAUGGAAAACUAAAUUUCAGAAUUUAGAAUUUUUUAACUCACCAAACAAAGUUGGUUUUCAGUGGGAGCAUGAAGCUGUAUAUGUUGAUUUGGAUGGUUCACUGACUGGCAGUGCUAAUUAUAUUGUAACCCCUAAUAAUGGUCUUCUUCCAUCCGAUCACUGUGAUGCCACUGAUCUAGCAUUCAACAUGGGUACUUCACCAGGGGCUGUGUGUGAUAACUCUGUGAAAAUACAUCGUUUCGCAUUCAACCGUCCCACUUCCUCUUUGCUAUACAAAGGUGUUAACUUCAUAAAUGACUAUGGCUCAAGCAUCGUCCCAUAUGAAAAGGUGCGUCUCACUCACUUAAAUGGUUGGAUGAUUACUCUGGUAGAUGGAAAGAAUUACAACAUGGUAUGGGAAGAUGCUGAACAACUCACAAAUAUCUCAUACGUUGGCACUCUCUAUAAUAUGGAACCUACUGAUUAUGUUACUAUAAGUCACUCUGUUGCACAAACUCCUGACCGCUUCUCUAUUCUUGGUCAUAUGGCUGACACUACUGAAAAAAUGGUGACCUAUGAUGAUAAUGACAAUGGUGACUUCUACUUUGAUAAUGCUACUCAUUCUGUGUCAUAUCUGUUAUCUGGUAAAGGAGGGUCUGAAGAAGUUAACCGUGAUGUUACCUUCAAUGUGUACCGUUGUCUGUACCCAGACUGUAUUACACCAGUACCCCAGCCACCACCUGAAGCACGUCCUACCAAUGCAAUCCUGUGGUCUGACGUUGCUUCCUGGGCUGGUGUGGAAGAUGGUUGGGGUGGAAGUAAUGGUGUAUUACCUGCUGAUGGUGAUGAUGUCAUGAUCUUACCAGAUACUUGGAUUGUUGCUGAUGUAAAACUGCCCUAUAUGAAUAAGCUGUUCAUCUAUGGUACCUUAGAGAUUGACGACACUAUGAACAACAUGAUAAACGCUACUUACGUUUUCAUCCGCGGUGGACGUUUAGUUGUUGGUUGGGAAGAUGCACCAUUUGAGCAUAAUUUCAGAUUUCUCUUACAAGGAAACCACCUGACUCCAGACAUAGUUUUGCCCAGUGGACCUAACUUGGGAUCCAAAGUUAUAGGUGUCUUUGGUGACUUAGAUCUUCAUGGAAAAGAACCUAAUAUCUACUGGACUCAUUUAGCUGCUACUGCUAAUGUUGGUGAUGAUAUAAUAACAAUGGAAGAUGCAGUGGACUGGAAAGUUGGAGAUGAAAUUGUCAUAGCACCAACAGACUAUGAGCCUUUCCAUACGGAGAUAUUUACUGUCUUGAACGUCAUUGAUAAUUAUACGCUGCAACUUGAUAACAGUUUGCAGUACACACAUCUUGGUGUAAGUCAUACUCUUGCCGAUGGAUCCUGGUCCUACACACUAGCAGCUGAAGUAGGAUUAUUAACACAUAAUAUUGUGAUUGAAGGUGCAGAUAACCCAGCUGGUACUCUAUUUGAUGAGUCGUUUGGUUGUCGGGUAAUCGUUGGGAGGUUUAUGGAAGAAGGCAUAAAUUAUGUGGGGAAUGGUAGAAUUGAAAAUGUGGAAUUUAAGAAUUGUGGUCAAGAAGGUUGGCCUGAUUACUCUGAUCCAAGGUAUGCCUUGGCAUUCCGAGAUGUUGGUGAUAUAAUCCAGAAUUCAUCCUACAUCCGAGGCAAUAGUUUCCAUCAUGGUUUCAAUACUGGUAUUGGUGUGUAUACAACGAAUGGACUGAAUAUAGAAAACAAUGUCAUACACCAUACUGUUGGUGCAGGUAUCAUCGUUGCUGGCAGUGACAAUCGCUUAGAACAUAAUUUGGUAACUUUAACAAUAUUUCCUGGUACAUAUCAAGAUAGAUUUGAGCCUGUGAAUCUUAUAUGGAUGGGUGGUAUUGAAGUAAACAAGGCAAUGAGGGUAGUCAUGAAAAACAACGCUGUUGGUGGCUCAGAGCGAGUUGGAUUCAAAAUCUCUGGUGAGCCAUGCUACUCUGAACCAGAUCCUGAAAACAAAUGGGAAGGCAAUGUAGCGCAUACAACUCUACAUGGUAUCCAUAUGUACUACAGUGAUGGCCUGACAGGAUGUUCCAAGAUCUCCAACUUCCUUGUCUAUCGAAGCUAUGACUUUGGAGUCUGGUUUCAUCCUCAGUGCAGUGUUAUGAUGUCUAAUUUAGUGCUUGUUGAUAACUACGCAAGUGUGAUGCCAAUGGUGUAUGGACCACCUGCACUCAGUCACCAGACUUCUGAUAAAUUUGUCAGUAUUGAUAAUUCUUUGUUUGUUGGUACAAGUCCAAGCUUUGAUUGCAGUACUGCUCAGUCAAAAUCUGAUGCUGUACAACAAUCCUUCACACAUCGUGCACCAAGAACUCCCUCCGGUGGCAAAUCUGGUUUCACCUGGGCUUCGUUCACCUCAACCACUUCAGGUGCACCAUUUUUCCGAUUUCAUGGAUUUGAAGGAUACCCCGCAAUUAGCGGCAAGACAAUGAUAACAGACGUCACAUUCUCCAACUUCGGUAGUGCUUGUGGAAAAACAGAUGUUGCUAUUAUCACAAAUCCUCUCAAUGGUGAUGCUAUGCAUCCAAUCUUUAUGAAAGGGGCAAAGUUUGUGGACGUCCUACCCACAUCAAAAGUUUUUAUACAUUGGCCAUCUUUAGGUUUUGUAAAUCCAGCAGAUUGUGUAGACAUGGAUUGUGAUGGAAAGAAGAAAGCCAUUAUCAAAGAUCUUGAUGGUGGAUUGUUGGGGACACCAGGAACAGUGAUACCAAAGUCUGAAUAUGAAUGGGAUGGUGAUAGAAGACAUGGAGUUGGUGAUUACCGUAUUCCAUUACCUCUGCUGACCAAUCUAGAUGGAAGUCGUAAGAACAUUGAUGAUGUAGCACCAAAAAAAGGUAUUAUACGGAAUGAUGAGUGUGUAUAUCAUGAUGACUGGCAUGCCUAUGAAUGUCAUGAUUUAGACUACAUUAUGAUGGUAAUUGAGAGUAUGGAUGAAGAUACCGAAACACGACGUGUAUCACCAAUUGGUCUUGUAGCUGAUGGUUACAUAGAUUUAAUUAAUGGACCCAUGGAUCAAGGAUGGUGUCUUGGGUACACGUGUCAGGAACGCAUUAGCACCUUCUAUACUAUUGUUUCCAGUGGAAAGAUUUAUGACAUGGCAUUCACUGACACUAAUCCUCAAAACCUUCGUUUUCACCUCCUGAAUGCUGAUGAUGAUGAAACUGUGCGAAUUGAUCUGUGGGGAGCAAAUUCACAACGUUUAGAUGUCUACCGCAAUGAUGCGUAUAUUGCACCAACAAAUGCUAAGUUGUCUGGCUCUUCCUUCACCUGGUUACCCAAGAAUCCUUCUCUUCCUGAUGACCAGUAUCUCCCCAUGCUAGGUGGUCCGAGUGGACAAAAUUUUCAUGACAAAAAGAUUCAAACUCUGUAUUUUCUGAUCCGUGGAUCUGAUGUAAUAGAAGUUCGCCUUAGUCCUGUAAUAAUUGUUGCAUUCGGUAUUGAUCCUGUCCAUAUUGAUGACUUCUUUGAGACUAACUUGAUUUCAAACCUCGCUAACAUGUUCGGUAUCAGCACAGAUCAAAUCCGGGUAGUUGACAUUGUCAGACAGAGCAAGAGACGUCGAAGAGCUGUAGAUCCUGCAACUGUGACUGUGGAAAUUGGUGAUCCCCCAACAUCAAGUAUUGAUUCAUUCAAUUCCAAUUAUACUGGUCUCAAUGAUAGUUUAUCAUUUGAGGAAUUAGAAGAGAUAGCAUCCACCCUUGUAAAUGAAGGUCAGAGUGGUGGAUUGGAUAAUGCAUUGGGUGUAGAAGUAUUAACAUUAUCAGUCACUGAUCCAGUAGCACCCGCAGUAGAUUCAACUGGUGGUGUGAGAGCAACAAAUGAAACUGGUGGGCCAGCUGAUGGAGAUGUCAGGUAUGAUGAAUUGGCUAAAAAAGCUGAUGAUGAGAUUGCUCUGAUAUAUCAAAUUCCUAAACGAUUGAAUAUUUACCAUGAAAUCUCAGGAGCCUAUGAAGGAGCAAUUUUUCAACAGCAACCAGUCAUUAAUGCUCUUGAUGCUCUGGGUGACAACGUUGAGAACCUCGGUCAUAGUUCAUCACCAUGGCAACUGAGUGUAUCACUAAGACCUAACAUAGGUGAUACCAGAGCACAGUUGCUUGGUAAAACCAGUGUGGUAUUUGUUAAUGGAUAUGCUAGUUUCACCAAUUUAGCCAUCACACAUGCCGGAGAUUACAUCCUAGACUUCGUCAUCACUGUCCCAGAAAACACAACAUUAGGUGUUGUUUCCAUUUCAUUCACUGUAUCCAAUCGUCCAUACUCUCUGGGUGUUGUAGCUGUUCCUGAUUCUGCUUAUGAAGGCGAGUUAUUCACACCACAGCCUAUCAUUGAAAUUGUUGAUGUCAUCCUAGGUGAAACUGCAGAAGAUAUUUCAUGGAAGCCUAUCAUUGAAAUUGUUGAUGUCAUCCUAGGUGAAACUGCAGAAGAUAUUUCAUGGAAGGGUCACACAUGGACAUCACACAUCAAGUUGUUCAUGCCUUCAUUGUAUCUGGGCAAUCUUAAAGGAGAUCUGUCUGUCCCUGUCCAAGCAGACACCUCACAGGCUGCAUACUCUGAUUUAUACAUUGAUACAUAUGGCAAGGACUAUAUUCUUGAAGUGACAGUGACAUCCAGUCCAGCUGACUAUGAACUAACUGUUGUAUUGUCAAGCUUUGAUGUGAUUGAUCCUGGUGCACCUAUUCUAUCUGGCACCACAAAGAGUGUGACGUUGACAUUUGAUGAGAAUUACAAAAGUGUAGUUUCCGGUUUAGAAACUUACUUUGCUAUAAUGUUUAUCAACCAUAUGAAUGCAAGAUAUACAAAUGUGAUAGUGAGCAAUGUCCAGCUUUCUGAAGGGAGUAUAGUGGUUACAUUUGAUGCAACAGGCUCUCCAGAUGACUUGGAUAAUACUCUUAUUGUAAUGUGGGAAGAUGUGAAAAAUGGGCUGAUAUUAACGUUCAAUGGGACUGAAUUAGUUGCAAUGGAAACCAUGCAGGUCAAUGGGGAGGAUUACUAUGGCACUAGUCUAAAGACUUUAUCAGAAUCAUAUGCAUUGGUCAUUGUUUUAUCCAGCUUGUUUGGUUUUAUAGCUGUUUUUACUAUUGGUGUUUGUAUCUAUCUUAUCUACAAGAAACAACACUCGGGCAAAGAUGUGGUGCAGGCUGAAUCAAUCCCAAUAACAGAUAAAUUCCCAGAUAAGAGAACAAUUUCCGAAAGAUUACUGGGGGAUAAUACCAGUGAUUGUAGUAGUGAGUCUGGUAUAGCAAGUACUCCUGAAACAUUUGAAUUUACCAAAGAGGAUUUUGAGAGCAUGAACGUAUCAAGCAGACCAGUCAGUGCCAUGUCUGCGCGAUCUGGUUUCAACACACCAAUCAGAUCUCCAACUAUUAUAGUUGAGUCUCUACCACCUGGUUCCGCCACACCCUCUGGUAAUCAAGAAACUGCACAAUUUGGUGGUGGAGGCGGAGUGUUGCUUGCUAUCAAGCUUGGUCUCCUACUUUUAAGUUUCACUCAGUUUGGCACAAAGGGAGUUUGGCUUCAUAAUUCAGAGUAUUAA
Molecule: messenger RNA, 12801 nt
Organism: Saccoglossus kowalevskii
Lineage: Eukaryota; Metazoa; Hemichordata; Enteropneusta; Harrimaniidae
Product: fibrocystin-L-like
Source: RefSeq, a predicted model, not a curated record